Dreissena polymorpha is the source of this 6556-nucleotide messenger RNA. RefSeq names its product exocyst complex component 4-like. NCBI's taxonomy places the organism in Eukaryota, Metazoa, Mollusca, Bivalvia, Myida, Dreissenidae. Bases 47 to 2893 code for a protein of 948 amino acids. Gene Ontology annotation, biological process: Golgi to plasma membrane transport; exocytosis; chemical synaptic transmission. Gene Ontology annotation, cellular component: synapse; exocyst; growth cone membrane. The transcript is spliced from 30 exons. The record is from RefSeq and is a predicted model, not a curated record.
UUUAUGUUUAUGGAAUAAGGUCUAACUUAAUACAGGAAGUGGGAGAAUGGCUGCAACAAAAACAGCUGCAAAAAUGGAAUCGGAUGGAAAAUCGGCAGUUAGUUCUCCAGGAAAAGCAAAGCAAACGUCUGGAUUUCUGAUGUCAAUUGUUCGCACACUUUCAUCGAGUGCUGAUUUUGAACAAAGGGAAAAGGAAAAAAAGCGCAUUGAAAAAGCCUUCCAGGAAAGUGAUAAAAAAUUAGGACUUCUAGUGAAAGAAAACUACCAGGAUUUGACCUCAAUAUUGAAAUCCUUUAGUGACAUCAGUGACAAAGUGAAUGAGUCACGAACGAAGAUCAAGAAUAUCAAAGAAGAUCUGAGCAGCUGUAAGACGCUGCUCCAUUGCAAGAGGGACGAGCUGCGCAAACUGUGGAUUGAGGGGGUGGAGCAGAAAACUAUUGCCUCUCUACUGGACCAGAUUGAACAAGUGAAGAAUGUCCCAGAGAAACUGGACACACAUUUUGCCCGGCGGGAAUACCUACAGGCUACAAACUGCAUUGUGGCGGCAGUUGCCAAAUUGGAGAGUAAUUUGUCCCACAUUGAAGCUCUGCGUGAUCUGAAGGUAGAAAUACUGGCAAGAAAAGAGCGUAUGCAUGAAGUUCUCAUAGAGGAGCUGAACAGACAGAUCUAUACCGUAUCGUCCCAGGCCUCUCAAAGUCGAACUGGGUCAGGUCGAACUGGGUCAGGCCGACAUGGUGACAUGUCUCUUAGAGUCAUGAUGGAGUUUUCGGAUGCAAGGGAUGACACACAUGUGGAGGAUGACCCUCAGAAGUUGAUCGCCUCACUUCUUGAAUCACUCUACAUACUGAACAAGACACCAGAAGCUGCUGAGGCCAUCAAGAUGAGGAUGCAUCAAGAGCUGAUAGCAAUUGUAGCAAGAGCUUCACACCAGCUGGUUGACAGUAGUGGCAGUCCAGGUGAGAACCUGAUGGGCCAGUUCCUGCCCAGACAGCUCAGUGACCUCCUAGAUAUCAUCUUCAGACAGUUCAGAAGUGUGGCCAACAUCCAUGACGUUGUAUUGGCCAAUCUACGCAAAAUUAUGCACGAGAAAGCAGAGCAAUCUGGGGUCUACAUCAAGCCUGAGAGCAUGUACACUAAAAGAGAUGUGUGGUCCAAGAUACAGGCAGUGACGGAGUUGCUACUGAAUGAGUACUUAGACGUGCGUAACACGGUGAAGUCACGACAACAGGCACCCAGUAACUAUGAGGAGGCAACUAUGGACAUUGGCACAUACUUCACUAAGAAAAAGACUCAGAAACAGAAAAAGGGAUCCCUGUUCAGGUUCGAUGCUUCAAUUCACGCUUUGAGUACCAACAGCUAUGUGGAGGACACACACCACUUUGAGAGUGAGCUGUUUGGAGGGGGCACCAUGCAUAUGGACACACCAAAACAUGUCUUUGUGUGCAAGCCAUCUGUGGACAACAUCAGAAGUAUCUACAAACAGCUGCAGAUAUUUAUCAAGGAAGUGGAGAGCUCAUCAGCCCUUCAACCUGGGGAGUCAAGCCUUAAUGAGUUUGUGAAGAACUUUGUGGAGGACACGUAUCUAGGACACAUCCACUACGUUGUCUCCAACAAUAUAGACAUCGCCACAAAAGUGGACGAAGAAGAGGAAAGUUUUGAUGCUCUAAGGAAUGUGAUAGAUCACAAGACACAGAAGGAGCUGGGGGUGCCACGCCCACUUUUACAGAGCACAGUGACAGUGGACAAGAGUGUCUCUGAGCUGAAGGAUUUGAUGACAGAGCUACCUGACUAUGCUGACCAGUUCCUGAACAUGAUAUGCAAUGUGUUACGUGGAUACAGGGACACCUGCCAUAACGCUUACAGAGGCAUAGUGCAGUAUGAUGCUGAUGAGAAGAGAGUUAUCAGUGCUAUGUGGGCCAAGGAUGAAGACAUAAGUCGCUUUCUCAGGUCUCUACCAAGCUGGCGCACACUGCAGCCGACCAAUGGGCAGGAGUUGAACCGCACGGUGUGUUCAGAGGAGGAGAUGCGGGCCCUGAACUCCAAAGAGGCGGUGAUCCUCAUAACAAACCUGUCGUCUGACGAGGCGUUCAUACCGCAGCAUGAGAUCAUCACGGAUGUCACCCAGAUGAGGACGGUGGCCAACGUACAUGAGAGUCUGGAAUGGUUUGCAGUUCGUCUCAAGAACUUCUCCAUCACCAAGGCGACCCAGGCCAGUCAGCAACUUGUGGUUGAAUCUCCCGUCUAUGAUAGCUCCCCCAAAGUAUCACAGAAAACACUCGAGUCCCUGAAUGGUAUUGUGAAGGACUUCCAAGACCUCUCUGAGGUCUGUCUACUCCUCCUGCACCUGGAGGUCAGAGUGCACUGCUUCUACUAUCUCAUGCCAGUGGCCAAACAGUCCAACUAUGCGGGACCCAUAGAUGACCUUGACCCAGAUUCCAAUGUGCUCAAACUGAACAAGGACCUGUCUGGGAUUGAGGAGCUCCUGGCAGCAAGUCUGCAACCCAGCAAGUUCAAGUACAUAUUUGAGAGUCUGGGCUAUUUGGUGGCAUCCAUUCUUAUGAACAGUAUGCAAUUUAUCAAGAAGAUUAAUGAAAAUGGAAUCAAGAAAAUGUGCCGUAACCUGUUUGCCAUACAACAGAACCUGACCAACAUCACGAUGUCUCGAGAGUCAGAUUUGGACCACGCUAGACAGUACUAUGAACUGCUGUACCUAAACCCUGAAAAAAUCCUGACCCUUAUAGCUGAGAAGGGUUCCCAGUUCACGUUGGCAGAGUACAGUCAGCUGCUACAGCUGUACCACCGCAGUCACUUCACCGUGGACCAGGCUGUAGUAGACGCGCACUUGAAGCGCCUCAGAGAGGUCACAGAGAAAGGUCAUAAUGAGACCGUGUGAUUAGAUUGGAUGCAAUGGGACAUGUAAUUGGAUGCUACAGGAUGGUGCGAGACUGUGUGAUUAGAUUGGAUGCAAUGGGACAUGUAAUUGGAAGCAACAGGAUGGUGCGAGACUGUGUGAUUAGAUUGGAUGCAAUGGGACAUGUAAUUGGAUGCUACAGGAUGGUGUGAGACUAUGUGAUUAAGUAGGAUGUUAUGGGACUAUGUGAUUUGAUGUCAUAAGAUUGUGAAAUUGCUUUUGAUGUUAUGGAACCAUAUGAUUGGAUUUCAUGCCAAAUGACACCAUAAUACAGCUUCUCGCUACAUCAAAAUCAGAGUAAACUUACUUAAAGAUGACUUGUCAUUUAUGUCACAUAAUUUUUUAGGCAAUUAUUUAUGUGAGAAUGACCUUGAUUCUAGUUCCACAAUUAAUUUAGCAAAAGAAAUAUCAAUGUGACCUUGACCUUGAUCUUAGUUCCACAAGCAAUUUUUUAUGGAAUAUCAAUGUGAAUCUGACCUUGAUCAAAGUUUCAUGAGCAAUUUUUCUUAAGAAUAUCUAGUUGAUUCAGCAAAGUCCAUAAUGAUUUUCUUUAAGGAAUUUCACUAUGACCGGGAACCUUAAUUAAGUCUUAUUAAACUUUACUAAAGAGGUUACAAACAUUUUAGUUAUACAUGUUAGUGCUAUUCUUGUCUGUUUGUUAUUGUAUAGAAAUUAAUUUUAUGUACUCAUGAGUGUUUAUAUGAUAUUUGCUAUAUGUGUAUUAUUAUUUUAUUAUUUAUACAUUGAUGGUUUUGUGUUGAUGUUGAUUUUUAUCAGAGAUACUGCAGUGGUAUGCAUGUGUGAUGCUAGUUUACAACAUCACAAAACACACAACAUGUAUGCUAUGCUCAUAUAAAGGUUUAAACGGUUAUCAACUUGUCAAAUUAUGCACUGUUAUAAAAGUAUUGCGUUUUGUCUCGUUAGUAUCCUAUUAAAUGUAUAAAACAUGGUCAAUUUUAUUAGAAACCUUUUCUUAAAUUUUAAAUUUGCUGUUACAAAAAUGGUCAUGGUUGCUUGUGGUAUAUCUGAUUGUAAACAUUAUUUGAGGUCUAUGUGAACUGAAAUUGUCUUACCAUCUCGUAUAAUUAAUGAGAUGUUAAGCACAACUUUAGUGAUUCUCUUUAAAUUUGAUGGAGACUCCUACAAUUGGACUGCAUUGUGGGAAAACUGGACUUAUAGCAUUUGCAUGAAGUGUCGUCCCAGAUAAGCAUGUUCUGUGCAAUGCCCUUCAGCUAAUCAGGGACGAAACUUUUGGCUUUGAUUGUAUUUUUCAUUUUAAGGAACACUCUUCUGAGCCAAAAUCCAAUUGAGGCAGAAAGAAUCAUACCUGAUUAGCCUCAGUGAAUUACACAAGCUAAUCAGGGACAACACUUUACGCGCAGGCAUUUAGUUACGUUUUUUCAGUGCGAGGCUUAAUUAUAUAAACAUGUUUUUAGCUCACCUGUCACAAAGUAACAUAUGAGCUUAUGUGACUGUGUGAUGUCCGGCGUUCGUUGUGCGUGUGUGCAUGCGUGUGUCCGUCAACAAUUUGUUUGUGUAGACAGUAGAGGUCACAGUUUUCAUCCAAUCUUUAUGAAAUUUGGUCAGAAUGUUUAUAUUGAUGAAAUCUGGGUUGGGAUUGUAUUUGGGUCAUCUGGGGUCAAAAACUAGGUCACUAGGUCAAAUAAUAUAAAAACCUUGUGAAGACAAUAGAGGUCACAGUUUUCAUCCAAUCUUUAUGAAAUUUGGUCAGAAUGUUUAUCUUGAUGAAAUCUGGGUUGGGAUUGUAUUUGGGUCAUCUGGGGUCAAAAACUAGGUCACUAGGUCAAAUAAUAUAAAAACCUUGUGAAGACAAUAGAGGUCACAGUUUUCAUCCAAUCUUUAUGAAAUUUGGUCAGAAUGUUUAUCUUGAUGAAAUCUGGGUUGGGAUUGUUUUUGGGUCAUCUGGGGUCAAAAACUAGGUCACUAGGUCAAAUAAUAGAAAAACCUUGUGUAGACAAUAGAGGUCACAUUUUUCAUCCAAUCUUUAUGAAAUUUUUGGUCACAAUGUUUAUCUUGAUGAAAUCUGGGUUAGGAUUGUAUUUGGGUUAUCUGGGGUCAAAAACUAGGUCACUAGGUCAAAUAAUAGAAAAAACCUUGUGUAGACAAUAGAGGUCACAGUUUUCAUCCAAUCUUUAUGAAAUUUGGUCACAAUGUUUAUCUUGAUGAAAUCUGGGUUGGGAUUGUAUUUGGGUUAUCAAGGGUAAAAAACUAGGUCACUAGGUCAAAUAAUAGAAAAACCUCGUGUAGACAAUAGAGGUUAUAGUUUUAAUCUGAUCUGUCUGUCAUUCAUUGUGUGUCCCAAAACUUUAACCUUGGUUAAAGUUUUGCAAUAACUUUUGCAUUAUUGAAGAUAGCAACUUGAUAUUUGGCAUACAUGUGUAACUCUAGCAACCCCAGCAGAUCUUAUCUUAUCAGUGGAAGAUCUAAGAAAAUCAGCUAAUCUGCAUAGUGAUUCCAUUACAAGUUAUUUUAAUAAAUCAUCUUAUUUAAAAUCAAAUUAAUAUAAAUGCAGAUUGAAAGAAAAAUCAAUUCUCUUUAAUAUGAUAUAAAUUUUAAUAAUCAUUAAUUUAUAUUCGCUGCUUUAUUGGAUUCAAGUACAACGUCAGUGUCCCAUUUCUUUUGUUUACUGCAUUUUAAUUGUAUUUGAAUAUUAAUGAUUUUUCCACAGCAAGAAAUUUGAUUGGUUAAACUUCAAUCUUGUUUUUGAAUGACAUAAAUGGGAUAUCCCUACGCUGAAAUAUAGUUUCGUAAAAUUUAACGUUUAAAAUACGCUUUUGUUUAACGUUUUUUUACAUUAACUUAACAUUCAAUCUUUCAUCUUUAUUUUGAUACCAAAAUCAUUUUUCGGAACAAAGAAUUAAUACCUCGCAUCUUUAUUUGAAAUGGGUAACCCCCAACAUACUCGGGUAAAGAAUUUCCAAGAUGGCGGUCGUGUCAAAUUUUCCAUGUUCAUGACGCGAUAAAAGGCCUCGUUUUCCGCAUAAACUAACACAAAUAAAGGUAUUUUCUGUAUCAUUCAUCCGGUAUGUACUCAUUUUAUUUUAAAUUAAAAAGUUUAUUGUUAAAACGUACAAUUGUCAGUAAUUUCCGCAUUAAAUAACUUAAUUAAGAUUCGCUCCACUCGCAAAAGAAAGUUGUCAAAGAAUUGAAUUUUACAAAAUUUAUUUUAUCUGUUAUUGCACGGAAUAAACCAUUAUUUCGAAUUCAAGUUAAGUUAACACUUAAUUUAUGACACACUUAUUCAAUUUUUACGCAAUAUAUAACUAGAAGAAAGUUUAAUGCACGUAAAUUUUUUUUACCGAGUUGAAAACGUAUAUAGAAAAUCAGUAUAUCAAAAUCCUGUUAAGCCUCGUGCCAGACAUUAGUUUGUCAAAGGAGCGAACUGUGCUGUCCAAAAUAAACCUAUAUUAUAUAUAUUCCUAGUAGUACUAAUAGUAUAUCUUACAACUGUUAAAAUAAAAAUAAUAUAGUUAAAAACUUCACUUAAUAGUUAUUAAGCUUGCAAUUGUUACAGUAGUUUAUAAACAAUGUACUGUGGUAACUUUAUAUUUGUUAUUUAGUGUUGUUGAUAGUGUUGAUAUUGAAACAUUUUGUGACUGGAAAAAUAAAAAAUUGCAAAAUAUA